Messenger RNA from Schistocerca serialis cubense, 563 nucleotides. RefSeq lists its product as uncharacterized. The coding region runs from base 88 to 420 and encodes 110 amino acids. The transcript has 2 exons. The record is from RefSeq and is a predicted model, not a curated record. Lineage: Eukaryota; Metazoa; Arthropoda; Insecta; Orthoptera; Acrididae.
GGGACGCACACGUGGUCGCUCCGAGUCGCGUACGCUGUGCGCCUGGCUCAUCUGCGCCGGCCGAAUCAAAGUGUGGGCGUAGCAGAGAUGCAGCGGCUGGCGGCGUUGACGGCGCUGGUGUGGGUGGUCGCCACGUGCUGCAGUGCUGCCAACGUGGUGACAGUGAGGCAGCCCGACGCCGACUGCGUUCCGGUCGAGGAAAUCGCGACGGCGGUGGAGGCGCAGGACAGUAGCGAAGAGCACCAGCCGACACCCCCCGUGCUGUUGGCCAACGUGAUCCGCGCGCGGCCUCGCUGCCCCCCGGGCUCCACGUGGAUCAAGGGCCGAUGCCGCCGUGUCGUGAGGUGCAAGCCUGCCGGGUCCGGGGUCGCGACCACUGCUCUGCAAACCGAUAGGAACAGCGCCAAGCCAAGGCGGUAGAACCUACAUGGAGUUUGGAGAUGUGCUGUUAGAUAUAUAAUCCGUAAACUUCAUGGAAAAUUAAUUUACGUAGCUUUUAAGAUAACUAUGUAACGCUGUCAUUAGUCUUUGUCGAUGUUUUAAUAAAUACUAACAGAAACACA